GGUUCCAUCUGUGGCUACAAGGAGUGACUUUGACAUUUUUGGAUCACACUCCCUGGAAGCAUUUACUCCAUCAAUGCAGCGCUGGAGUACAAAGUAGGCAAGGGUGGGGGGGGAAAACUGGAGGAAGUCAGAGAUUUGCUACUUAAAACAUGCUUUUAGGCAAUGUGUUUUUAUUCCCCCCUCCCACCCUACAGACAAGCCACAUCUUGAUUCAGAAAAGGUCUCCAAAGUAAAAGCAGCUCAGUCAUUUGAUAUAUGAGAAAUCUGGAGGAGUCUGCUAGCUGUUGCAGAGGAAGGCUUGCUCCAGCCUUUGUGCAGAGCUCCUGUGUCCAAGCCCCAGAGAUGGUGCUCCAGACAGCUGUGACCCCGGGCAGGGCCCGCAGACUUUUGUUCAAAAUACCGUAUGGAUCGCUGAGAAGGCGAAGCGGAGAGAGGAUGACGGAGGGUCGGCGAUGUCAAGUCCACCUACUAGAUGAAAGGAAGUUGGAACUUCUUGUGCAGCCAAAACUGCUGGCAAAGGAGCUCCUUGACCUAGUGGCAUCACACUUCAAUCUAAAAGAGAAAGAAUAUUUUGGAAUAGCAUUCACAGAUGAAACGGGCCAUUUGAACUGGUUACAGCUGGACCGCAGAGUACUUGAACAUGACUUCCCCAAAAAGUCUGGUCCAGUUGUUCUGUAUUUCUGUGUAAGGUUUUACAUUGAAAGUAUAUCUUACCUAAAGGAUAAUGCUACUAUUGAACUAUUCUUCCUGAAUGCCAAGUCCUGUAUAUAUAAGGAAUUGAUAGAUGUUGACAGUGAGGUUGUUUUUGAACUGGCAGCAUACAUCCUGCAGGAGGCAAAGGGAGAUUUUUCAAGUGAUGAUCUUACCAAAUUAGAUUUAAAGAAGCUGCCAGCACUUCCAACUCAGGCCCUAAAGGAACACCCUUCCCUUGCUUACUGUGAGGAGAGAGUUAUAGAAUAUUACAAGAAGUUAAAUGGACAGAGCAGAGGACAAGCUAUUGUAAAUUACAUGAGUAUUGUAGAAUCCUGUCCCACGUAUGGAGUGCAUUAUUAUGCAGUUAAGGAUAAACAAGGAAUUCCCUGGUGGCUGGGACUUAGCUACAAAGGAAUUUUCCAAUAUGAUCAUCACGAUAAAGUGAAACCACGAAAGAUCUUUCAAUGGAGACAGCUGGAAAAUCUUUAUUUUAGAGAAAAGAAGUUCUCGGUUGAAGUUCAUGAUCCUCGCAGGGCAUCUGUUACCAGGAGGACAUUUGGUCAUGGAGGGAUCGCUGUGCACACGUGGUACGCGUGUCCCGCUCUCAUAAAGUCAAUCUGGGCUAUGGCCAUUAGCCAACACCAAUUCUAUCUGGAUAGAAAACAAAGCAAGUCUAAAAUACAUGCUGCCAGAAGCCUGAGUGAGAUCGCCAUAGACUUAACAGAGACAGGAACUUUAAAAACAUCAAAACUUGCCAAUAUGGGAAGCAAAGGGAAGAUCAUCAGUGGAAGCAGCGGUAGCCUGUUGUCAUCAGGUUCCCAAGAGUCAGACAGCUCACAGUCUGCCAAGAAAGACAUGCUGGCUGCACUGAAAUCCAGGCAGGAAGCUCUGGAGGAGACACUACGCCAGCGGCUGGAGGAGCUGAAGAAAAUUUGUCUACGUGAAGCGGAACUUACAGGCAAACUGCCAAGAGAAUAUCCAUUAGAUCCGGGAGAGGAGCCGCCUGCUGUUCGAAGGCGGAUCGGAACAUCAUUUAAAUUGGAUGAAGACAAACUUCUUGCAAAAGGAGAGGAAGAGGAGCUGGAACGCCUCGAGAGAGAAUUCGCCAUUCAGUCACAGAUUACAGAGGCAGCUCGGCGCUUAGCCAGUGACCCUCAUGUAAGUAAAAAGCUGAAGAAGCAGAGAAAAACCUCAUACCUCAAUGCUCUGAAGAAACUACAGGAAAUUGAGAACUCCAUUAAUGAUUACCGCAUCAAGACUGGCAAAAAGCCUACACAGAGAGCAUCUUUAAUCAUAGAUGAAGCAAACCUGGGUAGUGAAGACAGCUCACUUUCUGAUGCACUGGUACUAGAAGAUGAUGAUUCCCAGGCUCCUAGCAUUCUAUCACCUAUGCAGUCCCCUCAUAAAGGCCUGCCACCAAGACCCCCCUCCCACGGCAGACCCCACCCUCCUCAAUCAUUGGAUGGACUGAGGCAGUUGCACUACCAGCGAAAUGACUAUGACAAGUCACCAAUAAAACCCAAAAUGUGGAGUGAAUCCUCUUUAGAUGAACCUUAUGAAAAAGUGAAGAAACGGUCAACACACAGUCAUUCCAGUAACCACAAACGGUUUCCCAGUACAGGCAGCUGCUCAGAAGCUGGUGGAAGUAACUCUCUACAGAACAGUCCCAUGCGGAAUAUCCCUCACUGGAACUCCCAGUCCAGCAUGCCAUCCACACCAGAUCUGCGAUUACGAAGUCCUCAUUAUGUCCAUUCAACCAGGUCUGUGGAUAUCAGUCCUUCUAGACUUCACAGCUUAGCACAGCACUUUAGGCACCGAAGUUCCAGUUUGGAGUCACAAGGAAAACUGUUGGGCUCUGAAAAUGAAACUGGAAGUCCUGACUUCUACACUCCAAGGACUCGUAGCAGUAAUGGCUCUGACCCUAUGGAUGAUUGUUCCUCUUGUACUAGCCAUUCCAGUUCUGAACACUAUUACCCAGCCCAGAUUAAUCCUAAUUAUUCAACAUUGGCUGAGGACUCUCCUUCCAAAGCCAGGGAACGUCAGAGACACAGACACAAGUCUAAUGGGAACCUUGUAUCCUCCAAUUCAGGAAGCAUGCCCAACCUGGCUGCCAGGAAUGGAACUGCACACCAUGGUGUAUAUUUGCAUAGCCAGAGCCAACCUUCAUCACAAUAUAGGAUCAAAGAGUAUCCUUUAUACAUUGAAGGAAGUUCCUCCCCUGUUGUUGUGCGGAGUUUAGAAAACGAUCAAGAAGGACAUUACAGCGUCAAAGCACAAUUCAAAACAUCAAACUCUUACACUGCAGGAGGGAUGUAUAAGGAGAACUGGCAUGGGGAUGACAGCACAGACUCUGUUAGGCUUACACCCUCUCGUUCUCAGAUUGUAAGGACUCCGUCACUUGGGAGAGAAGGCCAUGAGAAGGGUUCAGGCAGAACUGUGGUGUCUGAUGAGUUGCGGCAGUGGUUCCACAGAUCCGCUUCAACUCAUAAGGAGCACAAUAGACUUUCACAUACUAGUUCCAACUCUUCAGACAGUGGCUCCCAGUAUAGCACAUCUCAAAGCACCUACGUGGCACAUAGCAGGGUAGCAAGAAUGCCUCCAAUGUGUAAAGCAACAACAGCUGCCUUACCCCAUGGUCAAAGAAGUUCAACGCCUUGUAGUGAUAUAACAGCCACACCUCCUAGCAGCCCUCACCACAUUUUAUCCUGGCAGACUGGGACCUACGAUAGUUACUACCUAGAUUCUGCUCUGUAUUCUGAAUUACCUGAUGUCCAGUGGUACGGACAAGAAAAAGCCAAGCCUGGGACUUUAGUGUGACCCCUUUACCACAGCGCCAUUCGGAGAUCACCUCACUGCCUCUCAUUUGCCUUACCCAGAUGCACUAUCAUCCCACACCAGCUUCAGCUACAAGCACUUUUCAUUUUGAAACCUGCGAGCGAGGAAACCAGUUCAAGCCCCAUCUCUAAACGUACGGCUGUUCCCGGAGAACCACGUUGCUACUACUGACUAUCGCGUGCCUCCUGCUUUAUGUAUAUUGAGAAACUGUGAAAGACUCUUUCAUACUCCACCAAAAUCCUUUUCUAUUAGUCGGGAAUAAAAUCAUCACUGUUUAAUCACUAAUAUUAUCUUUGUAAGGAAGUGAAACUAAAUAACAAUAUGAAAGAGUUGAUGUUUAGGCCAACAGAGCACUAGUAAAAAAAUAGCAUUUUUUUUGUCGUUUGUCUUAUUUUCAGGGGAAUCUGCUAUUCUAUAUUUCCUAAUUCACAUCUUAUUUUUUUAGGUAUUAAAACUGACAAAUUGUCUAUGAAUUGUGGUCAGUUCAGUUCUAACCAAAGAUAAAUCAGGAAGGUUGCAAAUUGCUUGCUAUCUAGAUGUGACUCUUUAGAACCCGACA
This is a messenger RNA of Rana temporaria (common frog), 4087 nucleotides long. RefSeq names its product FERM domain containing 4A (gene FRMD4A). The record is from RefSeq and is a predicted model, not a curated record. Gene Ontology annotation, cellular component: bicellular tight junction; cytoskeleton; adherens junction. Lineage: Eukaryota; Metazoa; Chordata; Amphibia; Anura; Ranidae. The coding region runs from base 256 to 3510 and encodes 1084 amino acids. The transcript is spliced from 23 exons. Gene Ontology annotation, biological process: establishment of epithelial cell polarity.